This is a messenger RNA of Helianthus annuus (common sunflower), 2190 nucleotides long. Its product is annotated as zinc finger BED domain-containing protein DAYSLEEPER-like. The transcript is spliced from 3 exons. Gene Ontology annotation, molecular function: protein dimerization activity; DNA binding. The coding region runs from base 216 to 1967 and encodes 583 amino acids. The record is from RefSeq and is a predicted model, not a curated record. Lineage: Eukaryota; Viridiplantae; Streptophyta; Magnoliopsida; Asterales; Asteraceae.
UGCUACCUAAAUAUUAAACCAUGGAUAUGUAAACUCAAAGUAAAAAAAUAAUAUAUCCAUUGGCGCACUUUUCUGCCUUAAAACCGUAUGAGGGAAUAGAAGUUUCCAAAAUCCAAAAAACCUCAACCAGUUUAAUCACCGGCUACCACUAUCUGGCCGAUCAUUUGCUUGCCGGUAACUGCUCACAGUGAACAGGCGUCUUCCAGUGCGUAAAUAUGCCAAAACGAGCUAGAACCCUGCAAACUCAGGAGCUUGUUCAAAAAUGUCUUGUAAAAAUGAUAGUAGUCGAUGAACUUCCGUUCUACAUUGUUGAACAAGACGGGUUUAAACAACUUAUGGAAGCCAAAUUUCCCGGUUUUUAUAUUCCGUCUUGCGAAAAGAUUUACAAGGAUUGUGCUCAGCUUUUCAAGGAUGAGAAACUGAAGCUGAAAAGUUUCACUAAGAGAACAAAUCCAAGGGUAUGCUUAACCUUGGAUACUUGGACAUCAAACCAAUCGAUGAAUUACUUAUGCAUAACUGCUCAUUUUAUCGAUGACAAUUGGAAUUUGCACAAGAAAGUCAUCGGUUUUAGUCCCAUUAGUAGUGAUAAUGGAGAGGAGAUAGGAAGGGUGGUCGAAAAGUGUUUACUUGAUUGGGAAAUCGAUAAUGUUCUUACCAUGUCUACUGGUAAUGCAAGUUCAUACGAUGCUGCCGUCGGUUAUUUGAGAACAAGAUUAGCGAAUACUGUGUCGAAUGGUAAGUUUCUUCACCUUAAAUGUCUUGUUGACUUCAUUAAUAAUAUGGUAAAAGAGGUCUUAAAAGAGAGUGAUAAAUCGGUUACACGUGUGCGUGAGGCAGUUAGAUACGUGACUCAGUCAGCGACUACGAUCGAAAAGUUCAAAGAAUGUGCUAGAGAAUACGGGAUAACAAUAACAUCCCGGUUUACUUCUUCUCUUGAUUGCCCGUCUAGAUGGAACUCUACGUUCGAGAUGUUACAGAUGUCAGAAACAUUCGAGGGAGUUUUCAAUCGGUUUAAGGUUAAAGAUUCUACGUAUAAGCGUGAAUUGCAAGUCACUUGUGGGGUUCCGGAUCACUCCGAUUGGGAAAAGAUAAGGAAGGUUCUAACCGUCUUAAACGGUCUUCAUCAGUCAACCGAAAGUAUACUACAAUGGCAUGUGCAAUCUAACAUGUUUCUUUUAGAACUCGCCAAUCUCGAACAACAUUUGGACAAUUCGGGUGCAAUGGUGUGCGGUUGGGGAUUUGGUUUCGAUACUAAUGCUAUUAACGUAGCACUUGAAAUGAAAUGGAAGUAUAACGAGUAUUGGGGAGACGUUGAGAACUCAAAUGUGUUGAUAUAUGUUGCGAAUAUACUUGAUCCUCGUCGUAAAGUGGAGCUUAUUGAGUUUUAUUUUAGGAAAUACUACAAACAUGACUACACUGAUGAAGGAAUAUGUAUGUGGAAAAAGAAGGCAGAAUGGGUAGUUUCCGCCACAUAUGAUUUGUUCAAUGAGUACAUAGGUAAGACCGGGACCUCACAACAACGCGCAAACUUUCAAACCAGCGGUUACAUGCAUUACUUGUACGAUGACACGCGCAAUGUGGGUUUUGGAGAUAAUGUAAGGAACAAGACAGAAAUUGAUAUAUACCUCAAUGAGUUAUGCGAUCGUGACAGCGAUUUUUUUGGUUUUGACGUGUUACUUUGGUGGAAGAAUAAUAGUGAAAGAUUUCCGGUUUUGUCUAAAAUGGCUAAAGAUGUGUUGGCGAUUCCAAUUUCAGCUGUUGCAUUGGAGUCGGCUUUUAAUAUCAGUGGAUGUUUAUUGGAUGAUUUCCAAAGUUCUUUGUCGCCUUCGAUGGCUGAAGCUUUAGUUUGCACUCAAGAUUGGCUACGCGAGUCAAAAAAGCAAGUCAAAAUGAAUGAAGAUUCACCUAAUCUUGACAAGUUAGUAAAAGAUAUAUAUGAACAGGUGGAGGGUGCCUCAAGUGGAUGAAGAUAAAAGAUCAUUGUGAUUCAUGUGAGUUUCUUCAAAUGUUGAGAAGCCUAGAGUAGAGAUCAUGGUAGUUAGGUACCUAUCAGUUCAUAAUUUGUUUCGAGACUUUUUGGUUCAUGUUGGUUUGAUCUUGGGUUUUGUUUUCAUUUUCGGUCAGUGUUGGUUCGGCUCAGUAGAGUUAAACUUUGGUCUUUCCUUUGCUUUUCCACUUUAAUCCUAUGAC